Molecule: messenger RNA, 342 nt
Organism: Knipowitschia caucasica
Lineage: Eukaryota; Metazoa; Chordata; Actinopteri; Gobiiformes; Gobiidae
Source: the annotation of a GenBank genome assembly
AUGUCAGCGGGCAGCCAGAGCACCAGAUGCCGGGACAUUCCGGCCGUGAGGCGGGUGGCCAUUCACGAUGCAGCCCACAUGCCCCAGGACUAUUCCACGACCCCGGGAGGGACCCUGUUCAGCACCACGCCUGGAGGAACCAGAAUCAUCUAUGACCGUAAGUUCCUGCUGCAGUGCCGGAGCUCACCUCUGACCCGGACCCCUCCCAGUUUGCCUGACAUCCCAGGAGUUACCCGCCCCAUCAAGCCCGACUCUGAGCCCCCUGUCAACAACAAUCAUGAUCUGAUCCAGGAGGAGGAUGAACCUGCAGCAGAAGAGGCCCAGUUUGAAAUGGACAUCUGA